AUGACCCGACAGUCAUACAAGCUCAAAGAGACAAAGAACAUGGAACGAAAGUCUCCUUCUCCAUCCCCACGAGAUCUUGACCAGCUCACCCGGCAAGCAUCCAGACUGAAGGAAGCAGAACAGCGGCGCACCGGCAAGGAGGAGAAGAUUCAGAGGAUUGCUGCAAACAGUAUAUCUCCACAGAAUGUCUGUGAGGGAGAUUUUCUCAACGUAAAUGGAGAUUUACCGGAAAAGGCUGUGAAGUUCACCUACAACCGGGAGACAGAGCAAUGGGUUGCAAGCAGAGCGUACGUGACUUUGUCGGAGGAACCGUUCUGCAUGGGGUCGAUGCGGGUAGGAUUUCUAAUGUCAGAAAAGCUUCCUGAUGGUGUCAGGGUCACCUCAGUCGCCAAACUCUUCAAGGAAGAACAACCUGUGCAGGCGUACUUCCACAAAGCGAUGUCGCAACUGCUGGCUAAGGACUUUGCGGAAGAAUUCGACAAGGAGCGAGCGAGCCAUGGAAGGCUUGAAUUCAUCCCCGUCACCAUCUACAAGCUCUGCGAAAGAGACGAUCAGCUCGUCUGUGUCGAGCCGCUCAUAGCCGGCAAGUUCAAGCCCAUCACUACUGCUGGCGAAGAGCUCCUCGAAGCGUUCUCGCACUACACUUGGAACGCGUCGGAGCAGCGGAUACUAGUGUUCGGGAUGAAGGGAGUUGCAGGUUGCUACACCAGCCCCCAGGUGCACUCGGCAGACGGGGAGGGGUUUGGAAGGGAGAACCUGGGAAUGGAGGGCAUCAAGAAGUUUCUCAAGCAACACUCGUGCAACGCAUUCUGCAUGACCCCUCGCCUUGCAGAUUCAGGAUCUGACAGCGGAAGUGACAGUGGGCGAAGCAAAGGAUCGGAAGGUUGCUACAGCGCCAACUUCAGCACCCAAGGGGCCCAAGGGCCCGUUUGCUUCUACUUCCGACGUUCACAACUCAUCCACGCUCAACCGCACGACAGUUCCGAGGUCGCUCUCAGACUCGGAGCUUGCUGA
Messenger RNA from Guillardia theta CCMP2712, 1014 nucleotides. RefSeq lists its product as hypothetical. Lineage: Eukaryota; Cryptophyceae; Pyrenomonadales; Geminigeraceae. Gene Ontology annotation, biological process: protein phosphorylation. The record is from RefSeq and is a predicted model, not a curated record. Bases 1 to 1014 code for a protein of 337 amino acids. The transcript is spliced from 2 exons. Gene Ontology annotation, molecular function: protein serine/threonine kinase activity; ATP binding.